This is a messenger RNA of Polyodon spathula (Mississippi paddlefish), 6157 nucleotides long. Its product is annotated as breast cancer type 1 susceptibility protein homolog. Gene Ontology annotation, molecular function: DNA binding; ubiquitin-protein transferase activity; zinc ion binding. Gene Ontology annotation, cellular component: BRCA1-A complex; BRCA1-BARD1 complex; plasma membrane. The record is from RefSeq and is a predicted model, not a curated record. Bases 443 to 5713 code for a protein of 1756 amino acids. Gene Ontology annotation, biological process: negative regulation of fatty acid biosynthetic process; positive regulation of transcription by RNA polymerase II; double-strand break repair via homologous recombination. The transcript has 23 exons. NCBI's taxonomy places the organism in Eukaryota, Metazoa, Chordata, Actinopteri, Acipenseriformes, Polyodontidae.
AGUGCGGCAGAUUUGAAAACUGAGCUUGCUUUAAUUAUAUUAACCGAUUUAUCAUAUACAUAAAAUAUUUUUGACAGGCUGGUUUGGUUUUGCUUCAUCUUUCCCAUUUUAUCAUGUGCUCAGAACACAUUUCUGUUACUAAACCAGGCACAUCUGCAGACAGCUAAGCUUAUUGCCCCUUUACGUUAGAAAAUAGUAUUCAAAGUACACAUGCUUUAUGCGGGAUUUGGGAUACAGUAUUGCUAUGCAAUCUACAUGCCAUAGCAAACAAACCAUGACAUGAGUGUUUUUUAUUAUGUUCCUCAUAAGAAUGACACCGCACGUGGAAGCGUUUGUCCUCAGGUAAAUACGUAAUGUCACAUGACUUGGGUUACGUGAUUGCGGGAAAAUCUAAAAGGAAGGAGAAGGAAGACGGGUCUUGUCUUGAUUAACUAAAGCUACAAUGGCAAUUCCUAUGUGCAAGACUAACGAUGUGAAGCAAGUGCUUUCAAUGAUUCACGAGAAUUUACAAUGUCCAAUUUGCUUGGAUUUAAUGAAGGAGCCUGUUUCUACAAAGUGUGAUCAUCAUUUUUGCAGGUUGUGCAUGUUGAAUUUGCUCAGCAGAAAGAAGGGGGGUUUGGCAGAGUGUCCUUUGUGCAAAUCGGAUGUAACCAAAAGGAGUUUACAGGAUAGCCCUCGCUUCAAAUUGCUUGUUGAGGGUCUGUUGAAAACCAUCCACGGAUUCGAACAGGACACUGGAACUGAAUUUUACACAGGUUCUGUAUUAUCUAAAAAGGCUCCUGAACAGAGUUCCUGUGGGGAGUUAUGGAAGAGUGACGGGACAAUACAAAGCACAGGCUACAGGAACAGAACCAAGAAAAAAACAGCAAGUACUGGCAUGAGAGAGAACAAUGUGGAAGGACAGUCAACUAUAGAGGAUUCUGAUACUGUGGUGAGGAAAGUUUCACAGCGAAAUAAAAGACAGAAACUAGAGUCUGCAGUGCCUUUGUGCAUUGAAAUAGACUCAUCUGAGGAAGUGCUGUGUAAGAAGAAAGACAGUAACAGAGCCGAAGAGAGUGGAUCUAAUCAAGCACAAGCGAAUGGGAUCAAGACUAAUGUAGACGCUAAAUCUUGGGAGAGAGGCUAUGACGAAACAAAUUACAUCCCAUCAAACAGGCAGAUUGAAUUCGAGAUGGUAUCUUCUACUGCUGCUGAAGAUGAGUUUGCAGAAUUGAUGGGUUUAGAGGAAGACUCUUGUUUAACCAAUUCUGGAACUCGUCAGGCCAGCUUAACAGAGGAGAUGGCUGAAGUAGGAAAAUACAACAGUGCUGUAGAUAUUAUCCAGCAGCCUACUGCAGCAGAACAAAAGACAGAUUAUGAUCCCAACAUCACUGCUGCAAAGACAAAUGGUUUUAUUGCAGCAAGUAAAGAAGAAAAUGGGACACUUGGCAAAAGAAAGAAAAAAUUGGCUGAGAGCCAAAAAUAUUAUUUAGAUAAAAAUGAAAUGGUGACAAAUGGAAAGAGUGCACUCAAACAUACUGAGGAUAAAGAAAUCAGUUUACAAGAUGGAGAAAGUAAACAUGAAUUUGAUUCGGUCACAACUUCUGCAAAAUGUUUAAGGAAAAGGAUAAGCAGAAGUAUUGAAAAAGUCACUGAGUGGCUCUCAACAAUUGAUGAGAAGGUGUUAGUUUCUGGGAUUCAAGACAAUAAGGAUGAAAAGCGAGUAGAUCUGGAUUGUCACCACAAUGCAGAAAAAUGUCCCUCUGAUGGAGAAUCCAUCUCUGAUGAGACUGAAAUAAUAGCGCAACAAGCCUUGGAGAAUCUUGUGAAAAAUGACCGAAGGAGUCAAGUGGAUAAAGUGUUUGGGAAAACUUACAGGAGAGAUAAGAAGCUAAGUGCACAAAUACGCAAGAGUGUUUCAACUUCACCCAAGGAAAACCAAGGGCUUCAGGAGGAUCAAAAAGCCAGUAUGAGAAAAAGGUCCUCUGAAUUGACACCUGUGGAUUUGAUUAAGAAACCCAGAUGUGAAGAUAAAAGUCCAAAUAAAACACAAGAAAAGGAGUCUUUCUAUGUACACCAGACUGAAAACCACAACAUAAUUUCAGAUGCUGUAUCAGGAGACGAUAGUGGUGGAAGGUCAUCUAAUGACCAGCCGCUUAGGAAAAUAGUAAGAGCUGAAAAAACAGAUGUCAAACACUCUUUAAAUGAUUUAAGAAAUGACCUGCAGCGUGAUUUCCAAGAGAAUGGGGAAAAAUAUGUCAAGAAGUCAAACAAAAGAAAGAGUCGUAAAAGAAGUAGCACCACAAGCAGGAAGUCCACCAAAGCAGCAAAAUCGUUGGCACUGGUUAGCUGCCAACUCAUUCAAAACCUUGAUCAAAGUGCGGAGAAUGGGGGCCCUUCUAACUUGACUGACAUCCACAUUGAUAGUUAUCCAAGCAGUGAGGAUCAAGCUGUUGCUGAAACCAGGGUGACCAGAAGAAGCCGGAGACUUCAGCUUGCUGUUGAUGAAGUAAUAAGGGACAAAAAAAGAUGCAGAAAACCAAGUGCCAACAAGUCAGAGAAGGAUGUCUGUGUUGAAAAAAUUUCUGAUUCUGUGAAUGUGGAGAAGAAUCGCUUUGAAUCGGAGAAAGAUUUACAGCGGUUAGAAGCUACAAGUCCAAGGCUACAAGACCUUGAGGAUAACCCUGCCCCGGAAGCUACAGUAGUUGCUUCAAACAAUCAAGACACUGGGGAACCAAACAUGAGUGAAAUUAGACUUGUAAAUGAGAAACCUGAAGUAUGUAAUGAAAACCAGGUUGUAGAAGAAAGUUCUCUUUUGUCAAUGGUGCCAAAUACUGAAUCUGAUCCUUCUUUUCUCCAAAACUCCCAAAAGAAUAAGCCCUUCCUGCAGCCUUCUGCCUUUCAAAUGCCACCUGCAUGUGACCAGCCUACAGAAGCUGAGGAGAAUUUUCACAACAGGCUCCUCACGGAAACUGAAGACAGCGAAUUGGAUACAGAGUUAUUGAUGAAAACUUUUAAAACCACUAAGCGAAAGUCGUUUAAUCUGCUGCCAAGCCCGGUAACUAAAGAAGAUGACGUUAGUUUUCCAAAUGAGGGGUUAGAGAAUAAACUAGAUGAUUCAAACAAAUUAAAUUUCAUAGCAAACUCAGUUUGCUCCAAAGGGGCUGAGAUAAAGCCGGACACCCCAGGAGAACCUAAACCAUGUGGCCUUGAGGACAGUGGCACCUCUGAGCGGAUCUGCAGUGAUUUCAUUCCGCCAACGGAUCCGGACUCUGCUGGUAAUGCUGCUGUUCGUCCACAGAAAGCAUUCCUUAAAUGUAGAGAAGCCAUUACAGAAACCAGCUCCACAGUUUGUAACAACGAGGAAAACUUGAGCCAGAAUGCCUGUUAUGACAGCUUGCACAGAGAUCAAAGUAGCAAGGCUUUAAAGGGAAAAGAAACUGCACUUACUGAAGAAAUUCUCCCAAGGAAAGGUUGUUCAAUGAGUCCUAGUCCCAGUUCUAACUCAGACUCCCUGCCUAGCUCGGCCUUGUUGUUUCCUGCGUUGAGUGAAUCCCAAAAUCGUCAAGAAAUCAACUUGCUCAACACCAAUAGAAUUGUAGAAGUACAUAAUACUAAGAAAACUGCUGAGGUUUGCAGCUCAAACGGAAAGGCUGAAGAGCAAGUCACAGAACAUACAGUUGUGGAACCCAGUUUGCAAACACAGAAAAACAUCCCUGCUGCUGAGCAAAAAGAAUGUGAGGAAUCGUCUAUGACCCCAGAUGGGCUUUUGUUUCAUAAUAUUGUAGGUGACGAUGGAAAGGUUGGUGGAGUUGAUCCCAGCUUGAAAGCAGAAGUUGCUGGUAAAAGUCAAGAAUCACUGAAUGAAUAUUCCCAAACUUUGUACAGAAAAAGGAGGCGGCUACAGAGAUUGGAAUCUUCUGAAUCGGAAUCCAGUAAUGAGGAAGUACUUCCUACUUUCAUGGAAUUUAUUUUUGGCAGUAAACCAGACCCGCAAUCCAACCAUAAAAAUUUACCAGUGCUGCCUCCUCAAACUUCCCUGAUGCAGAAUCUCCCACAGCCUUAUGGAAGCGUGGAAAAGCAGGAUGGUGCUGCUGGCAGCAAUGCAGAGGAGUGUAUUGUUGCAGAUUUGUCCUACCAACUUGCCUGUCCUUCAAGUCAAGAAUCUGUGGACUUGUUUGGAACACAGUCAGAUUUUUCUGAGCAUUCCCUCACGCAGCAGAAGGGAAGCUCACCCAAGACUGUUUCCCAAAAUAGCCACAGUUUGUCAGGUGAAACCCUGAGUGGCUGCUGCAAUGAGAAGAGGCAGGAUACAGAGGAACUGCUAGAAGUCGCCCAUGGAUUUGAACAUGUCAGUCACAAUGGCGAGUCGCCUGCACUGUCCAGUGAAAGUGAAAUUCUUACCACCCAGCAAAAAGACACAAUGCAGACUAACUUAAAUCACCUUGAGCGAGAGAUGGCUGUGUUGCAGGCAGUGCUGGAGCAGCAGGAAACUCAGGAGUCGGAAGAGCCCCCCUGCCAGGGGAAGGGGCAAUAUGGAGAAAAAGAUCAUCUGGACUCUCAUCAGGCAACUUCCUGCUCACAGGGAGAGGACCAGAACACUGCAUGUGCCAGAUCUCCAGUGCCUCCCUCGACCCCUUCAGACUCACAGCUGAGGCUAAAGAGAACACCUAUGCAGGUGAAGGCGGCCAUCAAUCUCCUGAGUAAGCUGAACGCAGCAAACCCUUCUCAAGAAGCUAAAGCAGACGUUGCCGGAGAUGGGAAGCGGAAUUGGGAGGAGAAAAAAACUGGAGAUGACACAUCAGGGCAUUUCAAUCAGAAAGAACCAAACAUUCCACAGAGAAUUGAGAAAAAAGUGGGCGGUCUGUCUGGGAGAAAAGGAGCCAUUAAAAAUUCAUCAUCCCCUGCAGCAUGCAGCACACUGAGGGCUGGUGAAACACCUGCCCCUAUCUCUGCAGUGUCACAUAGCAGACUGACUCCUGGAGUAGAAGACCCCAGCGGACCAAGUGGUAAUCGGAAGCGGUCUCUCUUAAAGGUGCCCACCCCACUGGAAAGCUGCGCUAACAUGGGUGCUAAAAGACCAGUGUUAAGGAGAAAGAUGUCUUUUGUGGCCUCUGGUUUAAACAAAAGCGAACUUAUGCUGGUGCAAGAAUUUGCCAAGAAAAUACAGGUCACACUGUCAAGUCAAGUAACACCUGGAACUACACACAUCAUCAUGAAAACAGAUUCGGAGCUGGUUUGUGAGAGGACGCUGAAGUACUUCUUGGGAAUUGCAGGGAGGAAGUGGGUUGUCAGUUUUCAAUGGAUUGUGGAAUGCUUUAAACAACGACAAGUACUUGAUGAGGCUGAGUUUGAGGUGAAGGGAGAUAUCAUCAAUGGAAGAAAUCACAAAGGACCCAGGAGAGCUCGCACAACCAUGGAUGGAAAGCUGCUGCUGAGUGACUAUGAGAUUUGCUGCUAUGGCACGUUCACCGAUAUGAGCAAAGGUCAGUUGGAGUGGAUGGUGGAGCUUUGUGGAGCCACAGUCAUUAAAGAGCCCUGUUUAUUCACAUACAGCCCUGACCGUAGUCCAGUGGUCGUUGUACAGCCUGAUUCAGGAGGGAAAGAAAUUGACUACAAAGCACUCCAACGACAAUACAGUGCAAGUGUGGUGACAAGGGAAUGGAUCCUUGACAGUGUGGCCUGCUACAUCUGCCACAGCUUGGACUCCUAUCUGGCUGAGCCCCUUCACUGAAUUCUGCUAAAAGAGCUGAAGCUAAAAUACUCAAAAUGGAACUGCACUCUUGUAGCCAUACAGAAGAUUUUUAUUUGUAUUGUUUUUUAAAUAAUUAAAUCAUUAUAUACUGUUACUUUAUUGUGCAGUCUAAAUUAUUGUUGUGGCUUCUUAUAAAAAUGUCCACUAAAGUUGUUUUAAGUGUAGAGUCCUGUUGCCAAGGUAGUAUUUUUGUUUUUUCUUGGCUGUUCGGAAACUGAAAGCAUACAUGUUUUAAACAAGAUGAGUGUUGGGAAGAAACAUGUUCAUGUUCAAAAUGUAAGCAAAUGUUUUACAAUUUUAAUUAGCUGGAAAACAAAAGUAUACAAUACCAUAUUUUCUUGCAAUCAAAAAAAAAAAAAAUCUUUCAUGCGUUAAAUAAACCCAAUACCAUCAAAUUACCCAUGAAAUAAAAAAUAAGAGAAA